GCAAGCCUUUGACAGCAUCAUGGCCCGCGGGGAGCCUGCUGUUCAUUUCCGCGCUGCCAGAUCCUUCAAUAGGGAAGGCCCAGAACGAAUUGAGGCCACACUGGACAGCCUGGGUAUCAGUGAUGAACUCAAAGACAAACUGGAGGAUGUGCUCAUCCCAGAACAACGGUUCACCUUGGGCCGGAUGUUGGGCAAAGGGGAGUUUGGGUCAGUGAGGGAAGCCCAGCUGAAGCAGGAGGAUGGCUCCUUUGAGAAGGUAGCGGUGAAAAUGCUAAAAGCGGACAUCAUCAACUCCAGUGACAUUGAAGAGUUCCUCCGAGAGGCUGCUUGCAUGAAAGAAUUUGACCACCCACAUGUGGCCAAACUUGUUGGGGUGAGCCUUCGGAGCCGUGCAAAGGGCCGCUUGCCUAUCCCCAUGGUGAUCCUGCCCUUCAUGAAACAUGGGGACCUACAUGCUUUCUUGCUUGCCUCCCGAAUAGGAGAAAACCCUUUUAACCUGCCCUUGCAGACGCUGAUCCGAUUCAUGGUUGACAUUGCCAGUGGCAUGGAGUACCUGAGUUCCCAGAACUUCAUCCACAGGGACCUGGCUGCUCGGAAUUGCAUGUUAGCUGAGGACAUGACUGUGUGUGUGGCUGACUUUGGGCUAUCUCGGAAGAUAUACAGUGGUGAUUAUUACCGGCAGGGCUGUGCCUCCAAAUUGCCUGUCAAAUGGCUAGCCCUGGAGAGUUUGGCUGAUAACCUGUACACAGUACAUAGUGAUGUGUGGGCGUUUGGUGUGACCAUGUGGGAGAUAAUGACUCGGGGACAAACACCAUAUGCCGGUAUUGAAAAUGCUGAGAUUUACAACUACCUCAUCAGCGGGAACCGUCUGAAGCAGCCACCUGAUUGUCUCGAGGAAGUAUAUGAACUCAUGUACCAGUGCUGGUGCUCGGACCCCAAGCAGCGCCCUAGUUUCCCGAUCCUUCGGAUGGAGCUAGAAGAGAUCCUGGGCCGUCUGUCUGUUCUCUCUGCCAGUCGUGAUCCUCUUUACAUCAACAUCGAGAGGGCUGAGGAGCAAGCAGAAGAGGGUGGCCAGCUGGGUGGGGACCAGGCUAUCAGUGGGGAUGAGGAUAGGAACAGUAGUGGUACAGGACCAGUAGGUGGUAUUCCGAGUGACUAUCGAUAUAUCCUUAGCCCUGGAGGGCCAGCUGAACAGUCUGGGGAGGAACAACCGUCAGAAGGAGCCUGUGGGGAGGCCCAGAGGCGAAUGCUACUCUAGCAGGGGCUGUAGGCACAUAGAGGCUGUUAGCCUAACAAACGGAUAGGCAUCCUUUGGUGGGUAAGGGGAGGUGUCUGGCUGGCUUGGCUGGCUAGCAAAGCCCCCUCCCCUCUUGAUCUCAGCCCAGUCAAAAGUGUGGGGACUCCUGUGGUAGUCCCUCCCAAAUUGUGUUGGGGACUGGGUUUUGGAAGUCUGAUAUGACCAAAUCGCCCAAUCCCAGUUCUUCCUCCAAUCACUCUGGGUCCAGCCAGCCUGGCACAGGCUCGUGACUAUUUCAUUCGGGUGGGGAGGGAGGGGGGAGGUAAGGCAGGCCUAGUUGUCUGGACUCUGGCAGCUGGUACUCUGUGGUUACAUUCCCAUGGUUACGAUGGUUGGGGGCCAGGAAGGAGAGGAGAUAAGUGUCACUAUUCACCCCUUUCCUCCCCAGUGGGCUAACCCUGCUGCUUUAGUGCAUGUGCUGAGCCGCCCCCGGCCUAGGGAGGCAGCUCUGCCCACACCACUGGUUUUUAAUGCUCUAGGCCUGGCUUCUUCAAGGUACAUAGAGAUGAAUUUACAUUAUACCCAUGCAGGUAUGAGUUGGUAGAGAGGUUGGUAGGGCCAACCCCUCUCACCCUGUAGGUGGGAUUGGAUGUCAGUAUACUCAGGUCUGAAUAACCCUUUGUCAGCAGGACUGGGGGGCUACCCUGCCAAUGACCCAUCCCUGUUGGGUGCUGCACACUCCCUAGGUCACACCUAUGCAGAAAGCUAUAGGAUAUCAGGCUGCUAGGUGCCCUUCCCUUGAAAAGAAGGGGAUCGGUGGGGCCUAAGGAAGGAUUGGUGAGACCAGAUGUAUCUGGUCCUAUAAGGGAUGGCAUCCUCUUUCCACUAGUGAGGGAAGCACCCUCCACUGUCUGUUUGGAGCAUGCUACAAGAAUCCUAAUCCCACUAACAAAGGCAGCUGUGUCUAAGCCCAGAGGGUUUUCUGGUCCCACUUCUUCCUUCCCUGCUGAGUCCCUCUCUCCUGACUUUGCCUUUAACAGAAGCCUCCUCUUUUUGCCUGCUCCCAUUCAGAGCUACUGAAGUGGGAGGAAUUGAGGCCAGGGGGCUGGUUUUGAGGAAAGGGGUUAUUAUUGAUUGCUACCACUUCCAUAGCAGAGACAGCUGUGGGGGAAAGGGAGUGACAGUAGUCUGCCUUGGGAAGGGUGUUUCCAGGCUGUUAGAUGCCAUUUAAACACAGAAAUAAAAACAAACCUCAGAACAGCCAUUUGGAAAUAGUCAUUUCUUCUUUACCUGUCAAUCAAGCACUCUCCUUUGUUGGUUUGGGGGGUGGGGUAGAGAGAAAAGUUAGGAGGUUGUGAUACUGAUUUUUCACCUUUCCUCCCCAAGGCUGCAGAAAAUUAUGUCUUGGGCCUAUGUGGAGUGGAGCAUGUAAGUAUAUAGGUCGUUAAAAGCCUGUGCUUUCCUACCCUUUAAAAGGAGCUCAGGAGAAACAAAAGGGAUUGUGUGUAGGGCAGGGAGCUUGCUUGGGAAAUAGGUUGCAGCUGAUGCCAUCAAAGAAGUAGAAUGGGGGUGGAGUGAAGAAACAGCCGUCUUCCAAAAAUUUCAGGAAAAACCUGUUGCUGCCAGAACUGGUUCUGGCUCCUACGUAGUAAGGAGAUGGAGAGAAAGACAUUGACUUCAAUCAAGGUCUGUAGGAAACUAGAAUCAAGAAAACUUGCUAGCUAGGGCUAGCCUUGCCUUUAAGGGACUGAUCAAUUCAGUGAACAUUAAGAAACCAAGGUAUGUAAAACCCUGUGCUAGGUGCUACAAAGUUGAGAUAAACAUAGUCUUCCGCUUCAUAGAAUUUAUGUUCUCGUAGGGUUUGCUGUCUCCUAUAAUGUGGCUUGAUGAGAGACAGCAAGCCCAGCCCACAAAUACCUCCACUUUGAGGAUUCCAUGUGGUCUGGAUUUCUAUCGUUAAAGAUUCCUCCUGUGGGUUAAGAACAUUAUUGUGUCUUUCCUUAAAUGGAUCCCAGAAAAGGUGGCCAUGUAGAAAACCUAAUGCCUUAGCUUAUCAGAUCAAUUUUCUUCAGGAUAAUUAGCAGAUAGAAGAGCUUGGGGGCAAAAAGUAUUUAUUAAGU
Molecule: messenger RNA, 3357 nt
Organism: Trichosurus vulpecula (common brushtail)
Lineage: Eukaryota; Metazoa; Chordata; Mammalia; Diprotodontia; Phalangeridae
Gene: TYRO3
Product: TYRO3 protein tyrosine kinase
Biological process (GO): multicellular organism development; positive regulation of kinase activity; phagocytosis
Cellular component (GO): signaling receptor complex
Molecular function (GO): transmembrane receptor protein tyrosine kinase activity; protein binding; ATP binding
Source: RefSeq, a predicted model, not a curated record